This is a messenger RNA of Asterias rubens (European starfish), 1912 nucleotides long. Its product is annotated as putative defense protein 1. The transcript has 8 exons. Gene Ontology annotation, molecular function: oxidoreductase activity, acting on metal ions. NCBI's taxonomy places the organism in Eukaryota, Metazoa, Echinodermata, Asteroidea, Forcipulatida, Asteriidae. Bases 141 to 893 code for a protein of 250 amino acids. The record is from RefSeq and is a predicted model, not a curated record.
UAUAAAAGCCAGUGUGUGUAUACACCUCACUUUCACCGCCAAAGCAACUAGACGAUAGGAACACCACCGAUACAAGAGUUGGUUGUGAGGAUAUUAUUUUUUUUAUAAAUACCGAAACAAGAUUUGUGCUGUUCAGCAAGAUGCGAACUGCAAUGCUGUCGAUGUUGAUCUUCGUCCCCGCACUGGUGUUCGGAUACGGUGCUGGACCCCCUGUAUCGACGUUCCCCGACCUGUGCACCGACAUGAUCCCAGUGGGUCACAAUGGCGGAGUGAGUACAGCCAACGACACGGACACCCCACCGUACACGAUUACCACCAACAGUGACAAGUACACGGCGGGCGGGUCACUAACAGUGACUAUAUCCGCAAGAAGUGAGCCGACAUUCUUUGAGGGAUUUUUCAUCCAGGCACGGCGUACUGACAUGGAUCUAGGAGACACCAAUGUGUCGAUCGGAGAGUUUGCUUACCCACCGCUGAAAACACAGCUUAUUCAGUGCCACAACGUCAGCAAUUCGGCGUGGGCCCAUUCCGACGACCCUCAUUGGAAGACAGUCUCUGCUGUGUGGAACGCACCUGCUCAAAAUGAAGGACCUAUCGAGUUUAAGGCAACCAUCGUAACAGGAGAGCCUAGCGAGAACUGGUUCUACCUCGAUGUCAAAUCUGCUCAAAUAAGUUUCAUGGCUGGAGACGCCGUCACAGUGUCACCACCUACAACUCAGCCUGGAGUUACUGGUGACAACACACCGUACCCAGAGCCUACAACCACAGAUGGUGGAGUUACUGGUGACAACACACCGUACCCAGAGCCUACAACCACAGAUGGUGGCUGUUCUCUAAGCGCUUCAGCUAUUCUUAGUGUGAUCACCAUGUUGUGUGGUUUAGCUCUUGCAUAGCAUGGAACUUCAUGGUUGACGUUUGCUAAAAUGUUAUUGACGAUCCAGCAGCAAUCUUCAUUUGUUUGUUUAAAUACUAAAAACACUAAUAGUAAGUUUAUUUUUAUAAGACAAUUGAAAGCAUAAAAUGCAUUAAGAACUUAAAGGAGGCCAGCCGCCCCUAUACAAAAAUAGACAGCAAAGUCUACUCGAUGACGUUUUCAAAUGAAACGAUCACCUGCACUUGUUUUUAACCCUCCAACUAUUAUAGCAAACAAUGCAAACACUUUAGACGGCUAGUAACUAUAUGAAGGGCUAAUGGUAAGCAAAGGCUUGGAAGGGGCCCAGACUUGGUGGAAAGACGGUGUUCUGGGUGCACGGCAAAGUGCAGAGUCGGAGGCACUCGUCGGAGAGGUGGCUCGUGGGGGCCAGCGGCGCUCCGUCCCCCACGAGUGUUACACUCGUUGGAGAGGUGGCUCUUGGGGGCCAGCGGCGCUCCGUCCCCCACGAGUGUUAGAGGCUUGGCAACAAAUACAAACAUUUAAGUUUGCAAUAACCAAUCAACUAGUCCUAAACAAUACAUAACUUAUAAAGAUAAAACGAUGAUUUCAAUUACAAAAUUUGAUUAACAAAGCUGAACUUAACCCUUGCAGAUGGGUCAAAAGUUGGCUAAAACUUGAUACAAAAUGAACAAAAUGCAUUAUCCUUUCACAACGGAGAUAAUUAUCUAAAGCAAGGGGAAAUAGAGCGAGUUCAAAGGUCGUAUAGAAGCAAACUUCAAAUCUUAUUGAAAAAAAAAAAUGUUUUGCUUAUUACAAAGACCGAGGAUGCACUUGGAAUUCUCGACAUUCAUAUUUGCAGAUGUUGAAAGUGUUGUUGAGAUAAGCUUAAAUUAAACUUCCCGUCGAUGGUUAAGGUUUCUUAGUAGUUAUUUAUAGUACAGAUGCAUUUACCUUCAUCCUAUGAAAAAUGCCUAAUGAGUAAUAAUUAAAGCAUUAUGAGGUUAGGUAAUAAAUCACCGACUUUGGUUGUUUCCCUUA